CGGCGACGAGGGCGCCCCUGCGCCGGGCCGUGGGCGCGAUGAUGUCGAGCAGCCGCGGAGGCGCCUCCUGGACGGCCGGCAGGACGGGGCGGAUGGCGUGCACGCGCGGCGGCUGCGGGCCGGCGAUGCAGUGGCGCUUCGGGGUGUGCGGGAACUUCUGCUGCGAGAGCGACGGCCGGCUGGAGGUGCUCUCCUCGAGCUCGUACUCCUCCUCCUCGUCGUCGGCGAGGAACCGGGCCUCUUCGUCGGCGCUGCGCCGGCGCGCGUACUUGUCGUCGUCGGCGUCGUCGUCCUCGCUGUCCUUGAACGGCCGGUCCCUGAGCGGGAAACCAUCACCGGGGGCCCCCAUCUCUCUCCCUCUCUCUCUCUUUCUCUUUCUUUCUCCCUUCCUCUCCGAAGUUCCCAGCUUCCCCUGGCCCGUCUAUCCCACUCAGUCUCUGGUCUCUCUCUCUCUCUCUCUCUCUCUCUCUCUCUCCCUCUCUCCCUCUCUCUCUGUCCUCUCGGCUCGAUGGCUCUUGUGAUCGAGGAGGUUGGCCGGCGCUUCAGUGCAGGUAACGUGCGUGAGGGCGAGUGCGAGUGCGAGCGAGCGACGGUGAAGUCACCGACGGAAGAAGAAAAGAAACGUACGGUCCUUGGCGACGGGGGGGGAAGUCCGAGAAGAAAAGAGCGAGUGACGUGCCCGUGAGAGGUACUCAGACAUAAGACCUUGGGCACCAAUAUAAUGAAUACCGGGGUGACCUACCACCAAAACCGAGCUGGAACCCCCUUCAAGAUCCCCUUCAAGACCCCUCCAGU
This is a messenger RNA of Colletotrichum navitas, 795 nucleotides long. RefSeq lists its product as uncharacterized. The record is from RefSeq and is a predicted model, not a curated record. NCBI's taxonomy places the organism in Eukaryota, Fungi, Ascomycota, Sordariomycetes, Glomerellales, Glomerellaceae. Bases 39 to 521 code for a protein of 160 amino acids. The transcript has a single exon.